GUGUAUGGGACGUGAAGUUUCUGAAGUUCCGGUUAUUAUAAUUUGGACGAUAAUUUUUAUGAUUCCUGUCGUGUUGUUGGCAAUGUCUAGUGCCACUGAAAACAAAGUCAAUGUUGAAACCUUUGUUCCG
Racocetra persica is the source of this 130-nucleotide messenger RNA. Lineage: Eukaryota; Fungi; Glomeromycota; Glomeromycetes; Diversisporales; Gigasporaceae. The record is from the annotation of a GenBank genome assembly.